Molecule: messenger RNA, 1710 nt
Organism: Sporisorium graminicola
Lineage: Eukaryota; Fungi; Basidiomycota; Ustilaginomycetes; Ustilaginales; Ustilaginaceae
Exons: 1
Coding region: 1-1710 (569 amino acids)
Source: RefSeq, a predicted model, not a curated record
AUGUCAGUGGUGACAACUCCACCGCGUGUGGCUUACAUCGUUUCAGACGAGCUCAUCAAGUACGCAGACCUACUACCCUCUAAUCAGGGACGCUCGUCUUUGGUACAUUCGCUAGCACACCAUCUUGAUCUGCUCGACCUCGACCGACUGGACGACCAUGACAAGGGUAUCGGCACUUCUUCUGCUGCCUCACAUAAGGCUAAGCUGCUCCAGGCUAUUGGCGCUGAUGGUUCCAGCGCUUCUUCUGGAGACUUGGCAAGAAGGCGCGCUGUAGCCUACCGGCCCACCGCUGCUUCCCAUCAGCAGCUGACGAGCUACCACGAAGACUCAUUUGUCAGGCAGCUGGCAAAAGGGGCGAAAGCCGGCAACAAUGAGCAGAUUCCCUCCCCUGACGCUGCUUUCAAGCGUCGCAGACUCAACGGCGCUUCAUCCGACAGCAACUCGGCGGCUUCCGACACAACUUCCCACGCAUCAGGCAAUUCCGACGAAGAGCUCCACUUUAAACCCUCCUCCUCCUCUGUCUCUGGCCGAUCUCGUAAGCGUGGAUGCAAGCAAUCCCGCCCAGCCAAAAAUCAAUUCGGACUCCAGGACGACUGUCCUGCCUUUGAUGGCUUGCAACAGUACGUCCCGCUCGUCGCAGGAGCGGCCGUUACAGCCGCAAAUUUACUCGCUACAGGCUGUGCCGACAUCGCCAUUGCUUGGGAUGGCGGCAGACACCACGCCAAAAAGGGCGCUUCGAGUGGUUUCUGCUAUAUCGCCGACGUUGUGCUUGCCAUCUUGUCACUGCGCAAGCCGCGAAAGGUGACCGUGACUACCAAUGUCCCCCGCGUUCGGUCAGAAAACCAGGAAGAGGAACAAGAGACCGUCCGCAAGACGACGAUCAAGCGCGUUGACCGCGUCAUGUACCUCGAUCUCGACCUCCACUGGGGCGAUGGCGUCGAAGAAGCCUUCCACUCUACUCCAAACGUCCUCACGCUGAGUAUCCAUCAUUAUGCACCUGGAUUCUUCCCGUGCUACGCGGCCUCUUCGGACCCGGAACGCUUCAGCCCGCCUGGAUCGCUCAACAGCGACGCUGGAACGGGAGGCAAGACGCUCAAUAUCCCGCUUGGUAUGGGCACCUCAGAUGCGAGUCUAGAGAGGGUGAUGGAGAGCACGGUGCAGCCCCUGGUGGAUGCAUGGGAUCCUGAGAUGGUGGUGGUGCAGUGCGGUGUGGAUGGUCUAGCAGGUGAUCCGAUGGCCGUGUGGAAUCUGUCGGCUGCUGCCUAUGUUAAAGCGAUACAGAGGGUGCUUAGUUGGAAGAAGCCGACGCUGUUGUUGGGCGGGGGCGGAUACUGCAGUGAAAACGCUGCUCGUUGCUGGAGUCUACUCACCGCCGUGUGCUUGGGCAGGUUCAAGGAGCGAGACCACUCCAAAAGAAACUCGAGCGCUGGUAGACCUUUGCAGGGCGAGCCUCUUCCUUUGACAGAGCAGAAAGAAACGAUUCCAAGCGACCAAAAGGACAUCUUGCAGAAUUCAGCAUCGCCAUCGCUCGCCACGAUCUCCUACGACACGGCGAUUCCAGACCACAAAUUCUGGCCCAACUAUGCGCCGACAUACUCUCUCGAUGUACCGGCGGGCGAGAUGAUCGAUCAGAAUGACGAAGCCCAUUUCGAAGCUAUCUCAAAGACGUUCACAGAGCACAUCCAAAAGGCUGAUUCUGGUUCUCGCUAG